CGGGAGCGGCCGAGGCGGAGCCGCGAUGUCGGUGCCGCUGCUGAAGAUCGGCGUGGUGCUCAGCACGAUGGCCAUGAUCACCAACUGGAUGUCGCAGACGCUGCCGGCCCUGGUGGGGCUCAACGCCACCAAGCUCAGCGCCGCCUCCGGGGGCACCUUGGACCGCAGCACCGGCGUGUUGCCUACCAACCCCGAGGAAAGCUGGCAGGUGUACAGCUCUGCUCAGGACAGUGAAGGGCGGUGUAUCUGCACGGUGGUGGCCCCUCAACAGACCAUGUGUUCACGGGAUGCCAGGACCAAGCAGCUGCGCCAGCUGCUAGAAAAGGUACAAAACAUGUCCCAGUCAAUAGAGGUGUUGGACAGGCGGACCCAACGGGAUCUACAAUAUGUUGAAAAAAUGGAGAAUCAGAUGAGGGGGUUGGAAUCCAAGUUCAAGCAAGUGGAAGAGACCCACAAGCAACAUCUGGCGAGACAGUUCAAGGCAAUAAAAGCGAAAAUGGAGGAGCUUAGGCCCUUGAUCCCAGUGUUGGAGGAGUACAAAGCCGAUGCCAAAUUGGUUUUGCAGUUUAAAGAGGAGGUCCAGAAUCUGACGGCAGUUCUAAACGAGCUCCAGGAGGAAAUUGGCGCCUAUGACUACGAAGAGCUUCAGAACAGAGUGUCAAAUCUUGAAGAGAGGCUCCGGGCUUGCAUGCAAAAAUUAGCCUGUGGGAAAUUGACAGCAAUAAGCGACCCAAUCACGGUCAAGACAUCUGGAUCAAGGUUUGGCUCAUGGAUGACCGACCCCCUGGCUCCAGAAGGGGAAAACAAGGUCUGGUACAUGGACAGCUAUCACAACAAUCGCUUUGUCCGCGAGUACAAAUCCAUGGCUGAUUUUAUGAACACAGACAAUUUCACCUCUCACCGUCUCCCACAUCCGUGGUCUGGAACCGGCCAAGUUGUGUACAACGGCUCGAUCUAUUUCAACAAGUACCAAAGUCACAUAAUCAUCAAGUUUGACUUGAAAACUGAGACUAUCCUUAAGACUCGUAGCUUGGAUUAUGCUGGCUACAACAAUGUCUACCACUAUGCCUGGGGCGGGCAUUCCGACAUCGACCUCAUGGUGGACGAGAAUGGCCUUUGGGCUGUCUAUGCCACCAAUCAGAAUGCGGGGAACAUUGUCAUCAGCAAGUUGGACCCCAAUACCUUGCAAAGCAUCCAGACCUGGAACACCAGUUACCCAAAACGCAGUGCGGGUGAAGGGUUCAUCAUCUGCGGUACUCUGUAUGUCACCAAUGGCUAUUCGGGAGGGACCAAGGUGACCUAUGCCUAUCAGACCAACACUUCCACUUAUGAAUAUAUAGAUAUCCCCUUCUUAAACAAAUAUUCCCAUAUUUCUAUGCUGGACUACAACCCCAAGGACAGAGCCCUCUAUGCCUGGAACAACGGCCAUCAAAUACUCUACAAUGUCACCCUCUUCCACGUCAUCCGAUCUGAUGAACUGUAGUCCACUUUUCUCGGGAAAGGAACUGAAUGCGUUAACAGAAACAAACAAGAAAGAAAAUAAAUACAUGC
Messenger RNA from Euleptes europaea (tarantolino), 1551 nucleotides. It is a transcript of the gene OLFM1, whose product is annotated as olfactomedin 1. Lineage: Eukaryota; Metazoa; Chordata; Lepidosauria; Squamata; Sphaerodactylidae. The coding region runs from base 26 to 1483 and encodes 485 amino acids. Gene Ontology annotation, biological process: signal transduction. The record is from RefSeq and is a predicted model, not a curated record. The transcript is spliced from 6 exons.